GGCCAGGAAGCUGGGGACCGGACAAGAUGAGGGCAAAACCCAAGAGAAGAAAAUUAAAAAAGAAAAGGAGAAGGAAGGGAAGAUAUAAGAAUACACUCUAACAUCAUCGUAAGAUCACUGCCUAUGUAAGUCCAAAAGCUCUCGUCCCUUUUGGCCAAGAGGCCCCCCACCAGUUCUCUCUGCUAGUUGCUGCCUCUUCUCUCGAUCUUUUAUUAAGCUCUGCCCUUCACUUCCAAGUUCAAGAUCAACUCCUCUCUCUCUCUCUCUCUCCCUCCCUCUCUCUCCCCUCUCUCUCUCUCUCUCUCUCUCUCUCUCUCUCUCAAAAGCCAAAAUAAUGGAGCCACUCAUCAACACCAAAUGCAUUGAAGCUCAAACCAGCACUUCCUACUCCUCAAAUAGUCCCUCAGGAUCAAGCUCUUCCUGCUCAAAGAAAGCUGGAGCAGCAGGGAGUGGUUCUAGUGACUCCAGUAAGCAGAAGGCGAGCUCGGACGGCCCGAAUUACCGCGGGGUGCGGCGGCGCCAAUGGGGCCGGUGGGUGUCCGAGAUCCGGGAGCCGAGGAAGAAGUCGAGGAUCUGGCUGGGGACGUUCCAGACGGCGGAGAUGGCGGCGCGGGCCCACGACGUGGCCGCGCUCACGAUCAAGGGCCGGUCGGCCCACCUCAACUUCCCCGAGCUGGCCGAGCUGCUCCCCCGGCCCGCGAGCAAGUCGGCCAAGGACAUCCAGGCGGCGGCGGCCCUGGCCGCCGCGAUCAGCUUCCCGAGGGGCGACGGAGCCGCCGCAGGGGAGGCCGGGCCGAGCCGGCCUCACUCCCCGAACGCCACGGCGGAGUCCUUCGACACCCAGGAGUCGGCGAGUUCGCCGCUGGAUAACGAGGACGACACGUUCAUCGACCUGCCGGAUCUCCUGGUGGGCUUCGGCAACAGGAUGGAGGAGCUCUGCAUGUCGUUCGCAUGGCAAGACGAAGAUGGCACGAGAUUCAGCCACGGAGACGACCCUUUUCUCUGGAAUUAGCCGUCAUUAUUACCACCUCAAUUCCCUGCCAAAAUAGAAAAUGAAUGACUGUGUACAUCCCAGUUUCGGUUGAACUGAGUGAUGAUGAUGGUGAUAACAGAGCCAGCCGUUUUCCUGUCAUUUUUGUGGUUUGUCACAUAAAGGUGGUUCAUUUUUGGAUCUUUCUUGUUCUCUCUCUCUUUUUUUUUUUUUUUUUUUUAGGCAUGAGAGUCUUAUAUAAGUUCUUCAUUCCUUGUAUAUAUUUCUGGAAAAAUGCAUCAUGUUCUGCCGA
Molecule: messenger RNA, 1283 nt
Organism: Eucalyptus grandis
Lineage: Eukaryota; Viridiplantae; Streptophyta; Magnoliopsida; Myrtales; Myrtaceae
Product: ethylene-responsive transcription factor ERF039
Exons: 1
Coding region: 335-1012 (225 amino acids)
Biological process (GO): regulation of DNA-templated transcription
Molecular function (GO): DNA-binding transcription factor activity; DNA binding
Source: RefSeq, a predicted model, not a curated record